AACAAAAUGGAAAGCGAAGGAGACGAUUAUCCGGGGCCUGAAUCCGGCAUUGAAGGAAUCAACUUGAACGGGAGAAAUGUAGGGGCCGUGAUGGUGGCGCCUAGGGAUGUAGACGUAGCAAGUCAGAGUGGAUGCAGGGUCAACAUAUACGUGAACAGCAACGUUCAAGCGACUUGUGGGUCAGCUCUGUUUGGUAGCAAGGUCAAGCUAAGAGACCCUGGUGUUCAUCUCCAUAUCGAAGACGUUAAAAUCCCCCGCGAAGACGGAUCUAGACAGAAAGAGAUGAGGUUGAUUAAGGUUGGGUUAUGUUUGGUCUGUCUCUUUAACGUCUCUCUAGGACUCUUUCUCUUGCUCUCCUCUUGGCUCCGGAAGGAAACCUAGUCCAUAUAGAUAUCUCCCCAUCCACCCAUGUUCAUGGUAAGAAGAACGAUAUUCUGUAAUUGUUUCUUCGUAUAGUCACUUACACUAAGAUGUACAUUUUUAGAUUAUUCUGAUACUGUUGAUAUCUACAUUUACAAGGGUACAAGAAACACAUAUGAAUGUUGUAUAUUAUUUUUACAUGUUUUUCUAGAUUGAUAUGAAGGUUGACUGGUUGAUGUUAUAUUCCAAUCUAUGUAAAUUCCUUAGUAGUCUAGUGGGGCAAACGUGUCGAACGAAGUCAUGAGGCUACCGGAUUGUAAGCUGUAAGUACAACGUACCAAUCACAAUCCCAGCUA
This is a messenger RNA of Brassica oleracea var. oleracea, 716 nucleotides long. RefSeq lists its product as uncharacterized. The transcript has a single exon. The record is from RefSeq and is a predicted model, not a curated record. The coding region runs from base 7 to 381 and encodes 124 amino acids. Lineage: Eukaryota; Viridiplantae; Streptophyta; Magnoliopsida; Brassicales; Brassicaceae.